AUGUUAGGACGUCGUCUCAAGUAUGGUUCCUUCAAGCGGGUACUAAUUACGCUAUUACUAGUUUUUUCAAUUUAUUUAUGUGCAAAUCACGUUGCCAAAAAGAAAGAACAACCUCGAAGUCCGGCUGCAGAAAAACAAAAUAUUAUACGUGAAACUUUUCAAAAAAGUUGGUCCGAUUAUGAAACUUUUGGAUGGGGAUAUGAUGAAUAUUAUCCCAUCAAGAAAACAGGAAGGAAUUACCUUGAAAAAGGCAUCGGUUGGAUGAUUAUUGAUGCCUUGGACACCAUGAUGAUUAUGGGAUUAGACGAUCAGAAAGAGCGUGCUCGUGAGUGGAUCAAGUCUUCACUUACAUGGGAUCAAGGUGAUGAGGAAAUGAACGUGUUUGAAACUACAAUACGAAUGCUUGGUGGCUUGCUAUCUGCUCAUCAUCUUUCAAAGGAUCCUUUAUAUUUAGAAAAGGCUGUUGAUUUGGGUGACCGAUUGCUCUGUGCUUAUAAUACGACAACCGGUAUUCCUCGUGCAAAUUUGAAUCUUCAAACUCGAAGUUCGAGAAAACGAACUAGAAACUACAUGGUUAGCACUUCUGAAUGUGGUACUGUUCAGAUGGAGUUACGCUAUCUGUCUUACUUAACAGGCGAUCGCAGGUAUUGGGACGCUGCUGACCAAGUUACUACUAUGUUACUAAAUGAUCCCAGCUGGUCGCAUAUUGGACUGGUCCCCAUCAGUUUUAACUUGGAGACAGGCAAGUAUAUUGGUGCCAACAUUCGACUUGGCUCGCAUGGUGACUCAUAUUAUGAGUAUCUUUUGAAACAAAGCCUUCAACUGAAGGAUCAAGUGCCCAUAUAUCGGGAGGCUUACAAUAUAGCUGUAGAGGGAAUUAUGAAACAUCUCGUCAAUCGCACGACCCACGAAGAGUAUACCUAUAUAGCUGAAUUACCGAAAGGGCUAAAUAAGAAACAACAUCCAAAAAUGGACCAUCUGGUAUGCUUCCUAUCCGGUACACUCAUGUGGGGUGCCACAAAUGGUACAAGCCUUAAUGUUGCAAGAGAAAGUCCUCAGUGGAGCGAGCAUCAGGAUGAAGUUGUGAAACUGUCAGAAGAGCUUUGUAGAACUUGCUAUGAAAUGUACAGAUCUACGGCUACUGGUUUAGCUCCAGAGAUUGUAUAUUUUUCUACGGAUACAAAGACUCAUGAAAAGAAUAAUGAAAAGGACAGUGAAAUGUAUACUUUCAGUCAAGACCGACACAAUCUCAUGCGACCUGAAACUGUUGAAAGUCUUUUUAUAUUAUACAGGAUCACUGGUAAAGAAAUUUACAGAGAAUGGGGAUGGAAUAUUUUCCAGGCCUUUAUGAAGCAUUCUCGAUUACCAGGAAGAGACGCUUUUACUUGCUUAAACAACGUCGAGACUACCGGCAUAACUAAUCAUAAAGAUAGAACUGAAUCUUUUUGGUUUGCCGAAACAUUAAAAUACCUAUACCUACUAUUUGAAGAUGAUCCCUCUGUCCUUGCCCUAACCGAAUAUACAUUCAAUACAGAAGCUCAUCCCUUUCCGAAUAUUUCUCCUUAUGAAAAAUCCAAGUAA
Molecule: messenger RNA, 1581 nt
Organism: Schizosaccharomyces octosporus yFS286
Lineage: Eukaryota; Fungi; Ascomycota; Schizosaccharomycetes; Schizosaccharomycetales; Schizosaccharomycetaceae
Product: mannosyl-oligosaccharide 1,2-alpha-mannosidase
Exons: 1
Coding region: 1-1581 (526 amino acids)
Biological process (GO): carbohydrate metabolic process; N-glycan processing
Cellular component (GO): endoplasmic reticulum; membrane
Molecular function (GO): mannosyl-oligosaccharide 1,2-alpha-mannosidase activity; calcium ion binding
Source: RefSeq, a predicted model, not a curated record